AUGGUUCAGCAGGACCCCCAAGAGGUUGCACACCUGGUGGAAGCGCUGGAGGCUUCUAACCAGAAGACUAGACGUGAAGGGAAGAGAACAUACACCUGCAAGAAGACGACUUUCCCCGUGGCAGGUUCCGAUAACAUCUCUGUCAACUCCUGGAGAUUUAUGGAUUGGGAUUACAAGCGCGACAAUCUACCGACCUAUGCGCGCGGUCUCUUCACCAGCAAGAGGAAAGACGGCACCCCGGAGAUUGUAGUGCGCGGUUACGACAAAUUCUUUAAUAUCGACGAGGUCUAUAACACCAAGUGGCAGAAUAUUGAGAAGAACACACGUGGUCCAUACGAGCUUAGCGUGAAGGAGAACGGCUGUAUCAUAUUCAUCUCCGGUCUGGAGGACGGGACACUACUUGUUUGUAGCAAGCACUCGACCGGAGUCCGACACGACACCAAUCUAAGCCAUGCUCAGGCGGGUGAGAGAUGGGUCGAACGCCACGUGGCUUCUGUUGGAAAAUCAGUCAAGGAUCUGGCGAGAGAGCUGCGCAGACUCAAUAUCACCGCCGUUGGCGAGCUUUGCGACGACAGUUUCGAGGAGCACGUUCUCGCGUACGACACCCCUUCUGCGGGAAUCUACCUGCACGGAUUGAACUUCAACCUGCCACAAUUCGCCACACUACCCAGCUCGGAAGUACAUAAGUUUGCGGACGAGUGGGGGUUCAAGAAAGCCAAGUUCCUCGUUUACGACGACAUCCAUACAGUCAAGAGAUUUCUUGAGCAGUGUGCCGAAACUGGCACUUGGGAUGGCCGGGAGACCGAAGGAUUUGUUAUCCGCUGUCAAUUGAGCGAGGCCGGCGGCCCUUACAUGGAUUGGUUUUUCAAGUACAAAUUCGAGGAACCAUAUCUGAUGUACCGACAGUGGCGAGAAUGUACGAAAGCGAUCAUCGCUGGAAGAUUCCCUAAUAUCAGAAAACACCAGAAGAUCACCGAGCAAUACCUCCAUUAUGCGAGAAGGCAGCUGUCUCAGAACCCCAAGCUGGGGAAUAUGUACCUGAAGAACCACGGAAUCAUCUCCAUGCGGGAAGGGUUCCUCAAGGAGCAAGGCCUCAAGGGCUCGGACAUCAUUGCGAUGGAAGCUGGAAACAAGGGAAAAGUCACUCGAGAAGUGGUCCUAGUGCCCAUUGCUUCGCUCGGCUGCGGAAAGACGACGCUGGCGCUUGCUCUGACGAAGCUGUUUGGAUGGGGUCAUGUUCAGAACGACAACAUCCCUAAACAGAAGAACAAACCAAAGAAAUUUGCAUUUGAAAUCAUGAACGUCAUGGCGGAGAAACCGGUAGUGAUCGCAGACCGGAACAACCACCAGAAACGGGAGAGGCAGCAGCUCAUGGACGACGUGUUCCCCUCGUUCUCCGAGGCACGAAUGGUGGCCCUGCACUACGUCCACGACCCCAAAGACGUGCUCCUCCCCUCCAUCCGAGAAGUGACCCGGAAACGGGUUCUGGAGCGCGGAGACAACCACCAGACGAUCCGGGCGGGGACGAAAAACUCGGACGAGAUCCUCGGGAUCAUGGAGGGUUUCCUGAGCCGGUUCGAGGGCGUCGACAGGGAGCACGAACCGGACAGCAGCUUUGACCACAUCAUUGAUCUGGACGUCUCGGCGUCCUCGCGCGAGAACCUGGAGACGGUGGUGAACGCGCUGCACUCGUUCUACCCGGAUCUCGUGAAGCACGUCCCCACGUCACAGGAGCUCGACGAGGCCAUCAAUUGGGCGAUGACCGACUACCAUGUGCAGGAGGAUCUCAGCUACAGCUACACGUCGGCGAAGCAGCGCCAGCAACCCAACAAGAACAAAAACCCCAGCAACAACAAUAACAACAACCCAGCCGCGACAACCGCCCCGGCCCUGGCCCCCGCAUGCCUCCCCUCACCGGCCGUCCUCGCCCAGAAAAUCGAAUACUUCUUCAUCUCCAUCCCCACGGCCGAAAUCACCUCACUCCUCAACACCCUCUUCCCGGCCUCCGCGCCCCCGGAACAGGCCCGCCUGUACCGCCAUCUACUCCACUCGCGCCGCCUCCAACCCACCUUCCACGUCACCCUGAUCCACCGCGCCAGCAAGACCGACCGCGCCGACAUCUGGGACCGCUACGCGGCGCAGUACAUCGCCAAGAUGCACGAGCAGCAGCAGCAGCAGCAGCAGCAGCCAGCAUUCGCCGCGCCCGCGCCCGCGCUCACGCCCACGCUGGCGGCCGCACGCAUCCGUCUCGAGCGUCUCAUCUGGGACGAUCGCAUCAUGACCUUUGUCGCGCGGCUGCUGCCCCCCGACGACCCGGCGCAGCCGGACUGGGCGUGCGCGAACCCGCUCCCGCAUGUUACGGUCGGCACGGCCUCGGCGGAGGUCAAGCCCAAGGAGAGCAAUGAGCUGUUGCAGCGGUGGUUGGAGGGCGGGUCCGGUGGGGCGACGGGGAUUUGGGAGGCGGAGGUGCCUGGGGUCAAGGUUGUGCAGGGGUCGGUAGGGGCGAUGAUGAGCCGGGGGAAGUUGUUGAGGUGA
Aspergillus clavatus NRRL 1 is the source of this 2535-nucleotide messenger RNA. RefSeq names its product tRNA ligase. Gene Ontology annotation, biological process: tRNA splicing, via endonucleolytic cleavage and ligation. The coding region runs from base 1 to 2535 and encodes 844 amino acids. The transcript has a single exon. The record is from RefSeq and is a predicted model, not a curated record. Gene Ontology annotation, molecular function: GTP-dependent polyribonucleotide 5'-hydroxyl-kinase activity; ATP binding; RNA ligase (ATP) activity. Gene Ontology annotation, cellular component: nuclear inner membrane. NCBI's taxonomy places the organism in Eukaryota, Fungi, Ascomycota, Eurotiomycetes, Eurotiales, Aspergillaceae.